AUGAACCUACACAACUCCUACAUUUCGCGCAUACUGGUCUGUUGCCCGCUUUCGGUAAUUUACAAUAUCACGAUCAUAUCAUGGAGGAACAGUGUUCGCCAGCAUGUAUCUCGAGCAACCUACUAUUGUCAUGCCAAAUAUCGCGCUCCCAAGGCCUCCGUCUUCGAUAAAACUCUCACCACAUUGAUCCAGGCCAAUUCCGCCAAUUCCAACAGUGUCCAGCUCAAUGACUCGGACACGGAUGUCCAGCCCGCACACCAACAUAUUCUCAAGCGUAGACGCAUUGACAGUGGCACACAUGCACUAUCCAAUGAUAACCAGAUCAUUCCAGCAGGUGAUGCACUCGAGGAACACAAUGACGUGCCUCAGGUCCAUCUGGAUGUGUUCGAACAUUACGAUAAACAGAUCAUUCCAGCAGGUGAUGCACUCGAGGAACGCAAUGAUGUGCAUCAGGUGACUUGGAUGUGCAUGCAGGGCAAGACAACUCAGACGGAUAUGCAGGGCAGGAUGACACUUCUGAGUUGCAGAAUCAUGAGGACUCCCAGGGACAUGACAGAGACAAGAACAUGCCACCCCAUGAGCCCGAGGAGGAAGAAAUUCAAGGGGGCACUAAUGAUGUUGACCCUCGAACAGACCAUACCGUCGGACUGA
Suillus fuscotomentosus is the source of this 651-nucleotide messenger RNA. RefSeq lists its product as uncharacterized. The transcript is spliced from 6 exons. The record is from RefSeq and is a predicted model, not a curated record. Lineage: Eukaryota; Fungi; Basidiomycota; Agaricomycetes; Boletales; Suillaceae. Bases 1 to 651 code for a protein of 216 amino acids.